ACUCUUGUAAAAUAAUAACAACAAUAAUACUCCUAAAGAAAAAGAGAAUCUUCUGGCUAGCUUUGUUUAAAGAUCAUAUCAUGAUAAUAAACCUUUUACUUUAGUACUAGUAUUUUCUGUGCCUCUGCCAAAGCAUAUUAAAAGACAAAAGAAGGUUCUUUAAUUUUGUUGGGUGGUGUACCUAGAAUUAAACACAAGAGAUCAAACCGAUUCCCCCUUUGUUACUUUCUCUUACAUGCUAUUUUUAUGAUCCUUGCAUAGAGGGAAGGAAGGGAAGAUAUAUUAGACUUGCAGUUUUCACCUUUGUUCGCGAAUGGGUUCAGAAGCUCCUUCGGGCGUAACAGUCCACAUGACAGGAUUUAAGAAGUUUCAUGGAGUUGCAGAAAAUCCAACUGAGACAAUUGUGAGCAACUUAAAAGAGUAUGUGAACAAGAAGGGUAUGCCGAAAGGCCUUGUUCUUGGGAGUUGCAAUGUUCUUGAGACUGCAGGGAAUGGGGCUCUUCUUCCCCUCUACGAGACACUGAAUUCAGCACUGAUUAAGCCGAAUUCUGAGUCUUCUAACUCAGGGCAAGUUAUCUGGGUUCAUUUUGGAGUUAACAGUGGUGCAUCAAGGUUUGCCAUUGAGCGUCAAGCUGUCAAUGAAGCUAAUUUCCGCUGCCCUGAUGAGCUUGGAUGGAAACCUCAGAAACUCCCAAUCUUUCCUGUUGAUGGAGCUCUUUCACGAACAAGAGAGACGACACUUCCAGCUGAGGAGAUUACGAAAGCAUUGGCAAAGAUGGGAUACGAUGUGAUAACCUCCAAUGAUGCAGGUCGGUUUGUAUGCAAUUACGUGUACUAUCAUUCUCUUAAGUUUGCUGAGCAAUAUGGGAUUAAAUCUUUGUUUGUACAUGUUCCUCUUUUCUUGACUAUCGAUGAGGAGACCCAAAUGCAAUUUGCUGCAUCUUUAUUGGAAAUACUUGCAUCCUUAUAUUAAAGACCCGAUUAUCGUUUUAGUUUCCAAUUUGAAAAAAGAAGAAGAAAAAACUAUUCUCAUGGAAUACUGUUGUACAACAUCUGAAUGGCCUGUUACCCGAUGACACCCAGUGGUUAUGUGGUGCUCUGAAAAUGAAAGGCAGAUCAUGUAUAUCGCAAGCAUAGCCCAAAACAGAGGUUUUAAUUAUUUGUUGUACCUGUGUGCUAUUGAUGGUGAAAAACUUUUACUUUUAUGUGCUAAUAAACAUGUGAUUGUUCAUGGUGA
This is a messenger RNA of Papaver somniferum (opium poppy), 1237 nucleotides long. RefSeq names its product pyrrolidone-carboxylate peptidase-like. Gene Ontology annotation, molecular function: pyroglutamyl-peptidase activity. The coding region runs from base 314 to 973 and encodes 219 amino acids. Gene Ontology annotation, biological process: proteolysis. Gene Ontology annotation, cellular component: cytosol. Lineage: Eukaryota; Viridiplantae; Streptophyta; Magnoliopsida; Ranunculales; Papaveraceae. The record is from RefSeq and is a predicted model, not a curated record. The transcript has 5 exons.